AUGAUCGAUAAUAGCAGCAUCCAAGACGCAAAACAAUGCACCAUAAAUGGUCAUACACAGCAUCAACAACAACUACCCACUGCAUACGUCUCGCCACCUUCCAAUGCAAUCGUUUUCCAUCCUCGCAAUCAAGCUGAAUCAGACGCCUCCUUUAGCCGGUAUCUGGAACAACAAUUCAGUCCAUACUCUGCUGUAUUUCAAGAUCGCUUGUCAUUACCACCUACAUCGACCAUGCAAGAGCAUACAACGAUCACCAAUACACUCGAUGUCGAAAAGCAACAAGAGCCAGGGCCGUGGUGGGUUGCUGACUGGGAUGAAGAUGGAUUCUACUCAAUAGGAGCGCUUCUCUUUUUGUUUGGAUUUAUCCUGCCGCCGCUGUGGUGGAUUGGUGCAUGCUUUCCAAGGCAUCCUCGUGAACAAGCAGGCAAAAUGGCCGAACGAUGGCAGCGUCUUAACAUGGCCAUGUCGAUAGGCUUCAGUGUAUUGUUGAUCAUUGCAAUCAUCGUUACUGCUGCUAUUUACGGUAGUCGAUAUUAG
Messenger RNA from Lichtheimia ornata, 537 nucleotides. RefSeq lists its product as uncharacterized. The coding region runs from base 1 to 537 and encodes 178 amino acids. Lineage: Eukaryota; Fungi; Mucoromycota; Mucoromycetes; Mucorales; Lichtheimiaceae. The record is from RefSeq and is a predicted model, not a curated record. The transcript has a single exon.